AUGACAGAGAGGAUGGUCGCUCCACAGGACACAUCAGGAUUAACAUCUGCUGGAGCACACAUGGAGCUUUCCAGUGACAAACUUUUCCGCUGCAGGUGGGUACGAAACAAGGUUCCCGUGGCCCACAGAGAAGAGCUGUACCACAUCCUGAGGAUGACCGGACCUCUGCUGCUCUCCCGUAUCCUCCAUUACUUGCUUCCAUUUGUCGUGACAAUGUUCUGUGGGCGCCUGGGAAAUGAAGUGAUGGCUGGUUAUGGAUUAGCUUCUGCGGCCCUAAAUAUCACCAUAGCAGCAACAGGAACUGGUCUUGGACUGGCAUGUGAUACUUUGGUCUCUCAGACGUUUGGCGGUAAGAAUCUGCUACGGGUGGGAGUGAUCCUCCAGCGUGGCAUCAUCAUCCUGCUGCUGUUCUGCCUGCCCUGCUGGGGGCUCCUCAUUAAUGCUGAGGUCAUCCUGUUGUGUCUUGGCCAGGACCCCGAGGUAGCCAGAAUAGCCCAGUUGUACAUCAUAGCCUUCAUUCCAGCAGUGCCAGCAAUGUUUCUGCAUCAUCUUCAGGUGUCUUAUCUGCAGAACCAGGGAAUAAUACUGCCACAGAUGUACGCCGCUGCUUUGGCAAACAUAGCAAACGUGGUGACAAACUACAUCUUUCUUUACUGGCUGGAUCUGGGUGUUGCAGGAUCUGCGGCGGCCAACAGUCUGUCUCAGAUUUACAUCUGUGCUUUUCUCUUUGCCUACAUUCGGUGGAAGAAGCUCCACGUUACAACGUGGGGAGGCUGGUCAAUUGAAUCACUGCAGGAGUGGGGCUCUUAUAUGAAACUGGCUGUCCCCAGCACUUUAAUGACUUGUUUUGAGUGGUGGGUUUAUGAGUUUGGGGGAUUCUUUGCAGGAAUGUUGAGCGAGGAUGAGCUGGCAGCCCAACAUGCCGUGAUAAUGGUGGCUUUCAUAACAUAUAUGUUCCCCCUUGGUAUUCAAGCUGCAGCGUGUGCUCGGGUGGGCAAUGCCCUGGGAGCAGGAGAAACAGCCAGGGCCAUCCUCAUCAGCAAAAUGUCUCUGACCCUGGCAGGAAGCUUUGCAGUGGUUGAAGGGAUUGUGCUUGGCUCCACGAAAACAGUUAUUGGCUUCAUCUUCACCUCUGAUGAGAAGAUUAUUGGUCUGAUCUCACACCUUAUGACUGCUUACUGUUUCCUUCAGUUCUUUGAUGGUCUUGUGUGUGUGUGCACGGGCAUCUUCCUGGGCACAGGGAAACAGAAGAUUCCAGCUGUGGCUAAUUUCAUUGGAUACUACUGCAUAGGACUUUCACUCAGUGUUACUUUUAUGUUUGUCGUGAAACUUCGAGUUUUGGGAUUUUGGGUGGGACUACUGGUUUGUGUCGUUCUACAGUCUAGCUUCUACAUCAUUGUCAUCUUCAGGCUUAACUGGGAGAAAAUGACAGAGGAGGCAGUGAAACGGGCAAAGAAAAAGACUAACAUGGGACUACCAGGUACAGACACCAUGUCAGACAGUUUCGGUAACUACACCACAGGCCAGGUAUCAAGGAAUGGGAUUUCAGUGGAGGGCUACAUGGCUGUUUGCAGCGAACCCUGUGACAAAAACACAGAGAUGCAGGGUGGAAAGGUUGGACAUCUGUCCACAGCCCAGCUGAUCCUCAGACGAGGCCUCGUCAUGUUGGCAGCAGUCGCUCUGCUGGCCGUGGGAACCGCCGUGCAUCUCCUGGUUCCCUCACCUCAGCCCCGGUCUGCGAGCAAUUUUACCACUGACUGGAUCAACACCACAUUCUCUCCCGAUCAGGGGUCCGGUGAAAAGAUGGUUUGCUGCGGGAGGGUGCGCCAUUGGGUUCCCGAGACCCACAAAGAGGAACUGUACCACAUCCUGAGAAUGACAGGCCCUCUGCUGCUCUCCCGAAUCCUCAAUUAUCUGCUUCCGUUUGUUGUGACAAUGUUCUGUGGGCGCCUGGGAAAUGAAGUGAUGGCUGGCUAUGGAUUAGCAUCUGCGACCAUCAAUGUUACCACUGCAGCUACAGGAUAUGGUCUGGGAUUAGCAUGUGAUACUUUGGUGUCUCAGACGUUUGGUGGGAAGAACCUGCUACGAGUGGGAGUCAUCUUUCAGAGGAGUAUCAUCAUCCUCUUGCUCUUCUGCCUGCCUUGCUGGGGGCUCCUCAUCAAUGCCCAACCAAUUCUGUUAUGUAUGGGGCAGGACCCUGUGGUGGCGAGAAUAGCCCAGCUGUAUAUUACAGCCUUCCUCCCAGCAGUGCCUGGAAUUAUACUGCCACAAAUGUACGCUGCUGCUUUGGCAAACAUAGCAAAUGUGGUGACAAACUACACUUUCCUUUUCUGGCUCGAUCUGGGUGUUAGUGGAUCAGCAGCAGCCAACAGUCUGUCUCAGAUUUACAUCUGUGCUUUUCUGUUUGCUUACAUUUGGUGGAAGAAGCUCCAUGUUACAACAUGGGGAGGCUGGUCUGCAGAAUCACUGCAGGAGUGGGGCUCUUACAUGAAACUUGCCAUCCCUAGCACGUUAAUGAAAUGCUUUGAGUGGUGGGUUUAUGAAUUUGGGGGAUUCUUUGCAGGGAUGUUGAGCGAGGAUGAGCUGGCAGCCCAACAUGCCGUGAUAAUGGUGGCUUUCAUCACCUACAUGUUUCCUCUCGGUAUACAAGCUGCUGUUUGCGCCCGAGUGGGGAACGCUCUCGGAGCAGGAGACAAAGCCAGAGCACUCUUAACCAGCAAGGUAUCCUUCGCUCUUGCAGGAAGCUUUGCAGUGGUUGAAGGGAUUGUGCUUGGCUCAACGAAAACAGUUAUUGGCUUCAUCUUCACCUCUGAUGAGAAGAUUAUUGGUCUCAUCUCACACCUGAUGAAUGCUUACUGUUUCCUUCAGUUCUUUGAUGGUCUUGUGUGUGUGUCCACGGGCAUCUUCUUGGGCACAGGGAAACAGAAGAUUCCAGCUGUGGCUAAUUUCAUUGGAUACUACUGCAUAGGACUUUCCCUCAGUGUUACUUUUAUGUUUGUGGCGAAACUACGAGUCUUGGGAUUUUGGGUGGGACUACUGGUUUGUGUCGUUCUACAGUCUAGCUUCUACAUCAUUGUCAUCUUCAGGCUAAACUGGGAGAAAAUGACAGAGGAGGCUGUGAAACGGGCCCAGAAAACGUCUCACACGACAUUACUGAUCAUAGCUGGCUCGUCGGAAAGUGAUGGUGCUGUUGACCACACCGCAUGCAAACGAAAAUCAGCAGACGGCUACGUGUCCGUGAGCACUGAGAGCCAUGACGGAAAAACCAAGGUGGAGGGUGGACUCGCAGGCCGGCAGCGGAACGGGAACCAUCUCUCUACCGCUCAGCUCAUCGUCAGGCGAGGUCUCACAAUAUUGGCAGCAGCUGCUCUCCUGGCUGUGGGAGCAACCGUACACUUCCUUGUGCCCUUACCAGAGAUUCUCCCUCCAGGGACCAACUAUACAGCGGACCUGAUCAAUGCAACAUCCUCUCCUAAUCAAACUCUUUCCUCUGUGUUGGUCCCAAAUGAACAGCAAAGAUAA
Messenger RNA from Menidia menidia (Atlantic silverside), 3522 nucleotides. The record is from the annotation of a GenBank genome assembly. Lineage: Eukaryota; Metazoa; Chordata; Actinopteri; Atheriniformes; Atherinopsidae.